Cajanus cajan (pigeon pea) is the source of this 1066-nucleotide messenger RNA. RefSeq names its product chitinase 2. The record is from RefSeq and is a predicted model, not a curated record. Gene Ontology annotation, molecular function: hydrolase activity, hydrolyzing O-glycosyl compounds. Gene Ontology annotation, biological process: carbohydrate metabolic process. Lineage: Eukaryota; Viridiplantae; Streptophyta; Magnoliopsida; Fabales; Fabaceae.
UUUUUUCCUUUCUUUCCCUUGCAUCAACCCAAGUUAGAGCAGCCACCUCUAACUCAAACUUGUUCCGAGAAUACAUAGGAGCUCAGUUCAAAGGUGUCACAUUUUCAGAUGUGCCCAUAAACCAAAACGUAAAGUUCCACUUCAUUUUGUCCUUCGCCAUCGACUAUGACACGUCAUCGGGUACCCCUUCUCCCACAAACGGAAAAUUCAACAUCUUUUGGGACACCCAAAAUCUCUCCCCUUCCCAAGUCUCUUCCAUCAAGACCAACAACCCAAAUGUUAAGGUAGCACUUAGUCUCGGAGGAGACACUGUUUCAGACACUUCCGCUUACUUCGAUCCAUCUUCAAUUGAUUCUUGGGUUUCCAACGCCGUUUCUUCACUCACCACCAUCAUAAAAGAUUACAAUUUGGACGGAAUCGACAUAGACUACGAGCAUUUCAAGGGAGACCCCAACACUUUCGCUGAGAGCAUUGGAAGACUCAUUCAAACUCUCAAAAGCAACGGGCUCAUCUCUUUUGCUUCCAUUGCUCCUUUUGAUAGUGAUCAAGUUCAAACUCAUUACUUGGCCUUGUGGAAGAGUUACGGGCAUGUCAUAGAUUACGUUAAUUUUCAGUUUUAUGCUUAUGACAAAAGCACCACCGUCUCUCAAUUCAUCGAUUACUUCAACAAACAAACCUCAAAUUAUAAUGGUGGGAAUGUCUUGGUAAGUUUCAAUAGUGAUGGAAGUCGUGGGUUGACCCCUGAUAGUGGAUUCUUCACAGCGUGUAGUAUGCUCAAGAGUCAGCAAAAACUUUAUGGUAUAUUUGUUUGGUCUGCGGAUGAUUCCAAGGCAAAUGGUUUCACCUAUGAGAAGCAAUCACAAGAACUUUUGGCAAGUCCGAAUUAGAUUUUAAACUUGAUAUGCUUUAGAUAAAUUUUAAUGUGUUAGUGUGUUCCAUUUCCAUGACAAUUACAUUCAAAGUAAUAAUGUUUGCGUGUAUAACGAUGUAUACAUAAGUCUUUAUCAUUUGUUCUCUUAAAAAUUCUGAGAAGUUAUUAAAUGAUAUUGGAUCACAUAAUUUUUAA